UGGCCUGGUCCUUAGUGCUGACAAAGUCUGUUGCAACCAGCAUUUUCCUAGCAAUUUGUAUGUUUGAACUUAAAAAGCGAUUUUGAUGCGGUAGAUGUGGCUACAACGACAUUGUUUUGAUGGGUGCAUUUCUAGACAAACCAAAGACUGAAAAACUGACAAAGUCUGCGUCGGGAAAUGGACUUCGCUAUGGGUUGGCGUCCAUGCAAGGUUGGCGUAUUGAAAUGGAAGAUGCUCAUACGGAUAUCACUGGCUUGAACCCGGAGCUUCAAGAAUGGUCAUUUUUUGGCAUUUUUGACGGCCAUGCAGGUUCAAAUGCGAGUCUUUAUUGUGCAGAGAAUCUCCUAGGGUGUGUUUUAUCAAGCGAUGAUUUUAAAUCGGCGCUAAAAAACGGGCCAGCUUCGCCUGACUUGGAGCAGCUUAAAAGCGGGAUUAAGAUGGGAUUUUUUGAGCUGGAUAAAACGAUGCGAGAACGCCCAACCUGGAUAAACGGGGACGACAAAAGUGGUACGACAGCCGUAACUGUCAUGCUUACUCCUAAGCAGUUUAUCUUUGCAAACUGUGGAGACUCUAGGGCUAUUUUAUGUAGCAACGAGAAAGUAACUUUCCAUACGGUCGAUCACAAGCCAUCCAACCCAGACGAAAAAAAUCGCAUCGAGAAGGCUGGGGGUAGUGUUAUGAUCCAAAGGGUUAACGGCUCUUUGGCAGUUUCUAGGGCUUUAGGAGAUUUCGAGUACAAGAUGGAUAAUAAUUUAGAAGCGGAUAAACAACUAGUUUCGCCAGAGCCGGAGAUUUCGGUGGUUUCAAGACAAGAUGAUGUAGAUGAGUUUAUCGUGGUCGGCUGCGAUGGUAUCUGGGAUGUGAUGACUAACGAAGAAGUAGGAGAUUACGUUCGCUCAAGAAUGCUGCUUUCUGAAGAUUUAGAAUUAAUUUGCAGCGAGCUUCUCGACACCUGUUUAGCAAAGGGAAGUCGUGAUAACAUGAGUGUGAUUUUAGUCGCUUUCCCUGGAGCACCCAAAGUUUCUCAAGAUGCCAUUAAAAAGGAAGAAGACCUUGAGGCUGACAUAGAGAAAAGAAUAGAAGUGAUACUCCAAGAGAACCCUGGUGGGGUUGAUUUGUACUACGCAAUGCAUUUAUUAUCCAGUGAGGACAUUCCAUCCCAACCCCCAGGCGGAGGACUCCAGGCUAAGCAGAAUUUUAUACAGAAGACAUUGGAAAGACUGACAGCCAAACAGGAAAAUGAGGCAGAGUGACGGAUCUUGAAAGCCUUGCUGAAGACUGUGUUCAUGAAGUGUUUACCUUAAUUUGUAAUAUGUUUGGUUACAAAUUGUUAAAUAGACCUUGGUGUAGUUUUAGAGACAUUCAACAUCGUGCGUUUAUAUAACUUUUCGAAAAUAUAGAUUUCAUCAGUGUACCGAGUUAAAGCAACCAGUGAGUGAUACCAUAGUACAUGUUCUUGCAUGGAAGCACAUAUUCUCCUUACAAAACAAAAGAUGUGUUAUUGUAUUGCUCUGGUUGUUUCUUUCCCUAAUUUUAUUCUUGUCAUGUCAACAGUUGGAAAGAAUUAAAAAGGUACUUGAUUUAUAGUUGGGUAAUGCGUGUUGGCUAAAAUUGUAUUUCUGUUUUACACAAAAGCUUGUAUUUUCUUGUUAAACCCUUGUACACCCCAGAUCUGAUGGGCAGAUCUGCCAUAAAAGUGCUACCCAUUUCUUUGGUAAAAGGGAAAUUCAGUGUUAUUUGUGUAUAUUACUGUGGCCUGUGGUUAUUGAAUUGAUGAUGUAUUUGUAUUGUAACUUGAAAGAAGAGGUUGCAUUUUAUUGUUUUUUGAGUAAAAAUGGGUCAGUUAUUUGUGUUUUUCAAGGUUUCUUUAGUUUUCAUGAAAAACUUGAACCAGAAAUACAGUAUUACUGUCUUGCCAGACCUAUCAUUGUUACCCAUACACUUAAUGUGUGAUCCAAAGUAAACUAAUUGUAAAGGACAUCAGCUCAAAAAGUCAACCAAAAGAGAGAUGUGAACAGUAUAAGUGAAAUAGAGGGUUAAGUGACAGUUGAGAGUGCAAGUAUUUCAAAGUGUAGUUGUGUCGUACUUCAAAGUGUAGUUGUGUAUAAUUAAUGACAGUCUUCCAUAGUGUACCUCACCCUUCAAUUAAGUGGCCUUUUUAUAACUUAUUUCUUAUGUAAGGCUCAUUUAGGGUAAGAUUCCAGUGCAUUCCAAAUCCCAUCACUAAGUUUAGCUAGUCUUUAUGUUGGGUUUGGUGGCUGGUUCCAUAACAAAAAUCACAUAUUUAUGAUUGAUCUCUAGUGUGCAGUGCACUAGACUCAUGUAGCAUACACUUAACUGUGCUACGAUUGAAUCUUUUGUAUAAAGUAUGUUCUUGAUAGUACCAUUGAUUACCUGUGUAAUCUGUGAUUGUCACAGUGUUUGUUGUUCCGAGAGGGGUCACUGUUUUUAUUACCAUGACUGAGAUUUUUAUUACCUGAGGGGAAAGAUUUUAGGGAAAGUCUUUAUUGGAAGCCCUUUAAUGUGAAGAUGACUUUGACACAUGUAUCAAAAUCUCAGCCACAAUAAGACACUGUUCAUUGUCAGGACUACCCUUGCCAAGAUGAUCACUGUUUUCUUCUAGGUUCUAACUAUUUACUGUAACAUGUUUUCUGGCAAAUGUGUGUUCCAUUUGUGAAGGCCUUAAAAGCAACUUUGUAUCACUCUCCUUGAAGAAUUGCACCUCACCUUCCUUUUAGGUAGUGUAAAAUCCCUACCCCUCCUCCCUCCCAAUGUAAUGGGGUAAGAGAUAGAGAAAAAGGGAGGCCUUGGGCCUAAGGUUGAUUCUUUCAUUCACUCAUGACAUCAAUGAAGCGCAAUGUUUAGAUUAAAUGAUUCUGAAUUUGUUAGUUCUUAUACAUUGAAGGAUUAAAAAUGUAAAUGUUA
Molecule: messenger RNA, 2925 nt
Organism: Stylophora pistillata
Lineage: Eukaryota; Metazoa; Cnidaria; Anthozoa; Scleractinia; Pocilloporidae
Product: protein phosphatase 1A
Biological process (GO): protein dephosphorylation
Molecular function (GO): magnesium ion binding; manganese ion binding; protein serine/threonine phosphatase activity
Source: RefSeq, a predicted model, not a curated record